This is a messenger RNA of Chenopodium quinoa (quinoa), 687 nucleotides long. RefSeq lists its product as uncharacterized. The coding region runs from base 1 to 687 and encodes 228 amino acids. Lineage: Eukaryota; Viridiplantae; Streptophyta; Magnoliopsida; Caryophyllales; Amaranthaceae. The record is from RefSeq and is a predicted model, not a curated record. The transcript is spliced from 2 exons.
AUGCCGAGCUGUAGGUACAAUGGAACCACAACACCUAAGAGUCACAUAUCAGCCUUGGAGAACCACAUGGUGCUCUAUACCAUGACGGAUUCGGUUUGGUGCAAAGCGUUCCUACCAACCUUGGAGGGAUUAACUCCGAAAUGGUAUGGAGCCAUCCCUAAAGGUUUUGUAUACUCGUAUAAUCAGCUGAAGAGGAUGUUCAUGGAGCAUUUCAUAACCUUGGGGAAGGAUGAGCCCCUGAGGGAGUUCAUCACCAGAUUCAACAAGGAGGCAACAACCAUCCUGAAUAUGAGCCAAGAGGUAGCAUUGUUGGCCAUGCAGAGCGGCUUGCUGCCGGGCUCACCGUUUAGAGCGUAUAUGGGGCGUAAGAGCCUCAAAACGCUGGCAGAGGCGCAGGGUAAAGCGCACGAGUUCAUCAAGGCAGACGAAACUGAUAAAGCAAUGCUAAGCAAGAAGGCGCCAAGCGACCUAGUUAAGCGGGUAGAAGUCACCCAGGUAGAAAAUAUAGCUAGGCUUGACCAGCCAAGCAGAGCUGAACAAGGUCGUAGAGUGGCGGACAGAGAGGUGGGGGUAAAAAAGCCAGAUCCAAGGAGAGAAGUAAGGUCAGGAAGGUUCGAUCAAUAUACCCCCCUAACCCACUCGAGGUCUCACAUCUUCAAUGUGAACAAAGCUGAUGAUAAGUGGUAG